AUGCAGAGGAAAAUGAAAGGGAAAAAGAAAAACAUUGGUUCGAUUUUCGAAGAUUGCAAUGUAUCUGCGUCUCAGGAGAUUUAUCUACAGCGAUGCGGUUUUGCCGUACCAGGUCAACCACCUCCAGAUUCCGAUCCCUCCGUCGGAGUCUCACCGCCACCGUUAAACGACGGAAUUCCAUAUCAGCGUUCAUCCGGUGAUUCGGAUACGGAUAAGGAUAGUGUAAUCGGCUCGGGUAACGAUGCGGUGGAGAGUCAGGCGAUUCGAUGCGUCACUCCGGAGGAAAGCGUGGACACCGUUGAUUUAGAGGAAGAUGUUGCAGAUCCGACGGUUGAGGUUUCGGCGGAGAAGCAGAGUGAUGUUCCUCUGGAAUCUGCAGCGAAGAAGGAAGGUGGAGGAAAGAAACUUAAGAUUCCUUUAAGGGAAGUUGUGAAAGCCAUAGUUAUGAAUUCGAGAAACACAGAGGAAGAAGAAGACAAAGAGAUUGAGAAGAUGAGCUGUGUGCAAAUCCUCUUGCAAAAGGGAUUCAAAUUUUAAGUGAUACAGAACAGCUUUUGCUCUUAAAUCAAGUUAAGCAAAGAGUUACCAAACCAA
Arabidopsis thaliana (thale cress) is the source of this 594-nucleotide messenger RNA. RefSeq lists its product as uncharacterized. The transcript has 2 exons. Lineage: Eukaryota; Viridiplantae; Streptophyta; Magnoliopsida; Brassicales; Brassicaceae. Bases 1 to 537 code for a protein of 178 amino acids. The record is from RefSeq and is marked reviewed.